Cetraspora pellucida is the source of this 798-nucleotide messenger RNA. The record is from the annotation of a GenBank genome assembly. Lineage: Eukaryota; Fungi; Glomeromycota; Glomeromycetes; Diversisporales; Gigasporaceae.
AUGAGUAAUAAAGCCAUAGAAUUUGUGGAUGAAAUUACAUGCUAUGCAUUGCCAUAUGGAACUUGGGGAGUGGCCUGUUGGCUAGUAUCGUCCAUCACCACUGUAUACGUGUACGCGAGACCACCCAAGACAAACAAAUGGUUGUUAAUUUUGAAAGUAAUUUCUUUGCUAGGUCCAGUUAUUUUAACAUGUAUCCGUUGUAAUCAUCAUUGGACAUUUAUACUUAUUGCAGUGAGCAAACUUGCACCAGAUGCCUACCUUCUGGCUAGGAGACGUAUUCAUAAAUUUGACGAGGACGAUGACUAUGAGGAUGAUACAUUCUUUGACGGUGAUAACUAUAAUAAUUGUUAUCGACUGUGUCUUAUUUUUGCAGCAUUUGCGUUAUUAAUUUGUGGUUGGGUAGGUACAGCAAAUUUUGUUUUCAUGGCAGGUGAACAUAAACAAGACAAAGUUAGCAUUGUUUCAGCUUGGGUAGGCAUAGUAUUGUCGAUAAUUAUAUUUCUAUUGGUUAUAUGCUGUAUUUCUUGUUUGUGGAGAGUAUUAUUAAAUUGCUUAUUGAAAUGUCUGGAUGUUGAGGAGGAUGUUUCGUGGGUUAUGGUAAUUUACUAUUUAGUUGCCUCAAAUGUAUUGUUUUUACACAUAGUUCUUGGGUUUUAUUGUAAUAAUUGGAAUGGACUUUCUUCAGAAAAAUUAACUCAAAUUUCGGCAAUAAUUUUUAUGGUUGGGAGAAAUAUUCAGAUUUAUGAUUUGUUGCAAAUUUUAUAUAAAUUUCUAAGCAAACGCCUGUUUAAAAAUUGA